AUGCUGCUGCUUCCUGUGUGGAUGUGUAUGCUCUUUGGGUUAAUGGCUGCAGUCGGGACGGAGCCAGACACUGGAGACAAACCAGCAUCUGUCCCCUUACUGGUCCCUACACCAGUCUCCACACCAGUCCCUACACCGGUCCCUACACCAGCCUGCAACAGCACCCAGCUCACGCUCAAAGUCGAGUUCUCUUCUCAAGUAGUGGAACACGAGUUCAUAGUGUCUUUCAAUGGCUAUUUCUCCGCCAAAGCUCGGAGUUUGUACAUCAGCAGUGCUUUGAGAAAUGCCGGAGGAGGACUGGAGUGGCACAUUGUUCCCAGAGAAAACCCAGCGUCGGAUUUCCCUAGUGACUUUGAGCUGGUGCACAUCUCCCAGGCCUCACCCGGGAGCCUGCUCACCCUGGCGGACCACCCCUACAUCAAGAGGGUGACUCCACAACGCAAAGUGUUCCGCUCCCUCAAAUAUGUCCCCUCACCUGAACCCACUGCUCCCUGUAACGGCACAGAGACGGAGAGAUGGCAGUCGUGGCAGUCGUCGCGUCCAUUCAGAAGAAACAGUCUGUCUCUGGGCUUUUGGCACGCCACCGGGCGCCACUCGAGCCGCCGUCUUCUACGUGCCAUCCCUCGUCAUGUGGCACAGAUCCUGCAGGCUGAUGUGUUGUGGCAGAUGGGCCACACAGGAUCUGGUGUGAAAGUGGCCGUCUUUGAUACAGGCCUCAGCGAAAAACACCCUCAUUUUAAAAACGUAAAAGAGAGGACCAACUGGACAAAUGAAAAAACACUAGACGAUGGCCUCGGUCAUGGUACAUUUGUCGCUGGUGUAAUCGCAAGUAUGAGAGAAUGUCAAGGUUUUGCUCCUGAUGCAGAACUGCAUAUUUUCAAAGUGUUCACAAAUAACCAGGUUUCCUACACCUCUUGGUUCCUCGAUGCUUUCAACUAUGCCAUAUUAAAGAAGAUUGAUGUUCUGAACCUUAGCAUUGGUGGCCCAGACUUCAUGGAUCAUCCAUUUGUAGAUAAGGUGUGGGAACUGACGGCUAAUAAAGUGAUCAUGGUAUCUGCUAUUGGCAAUGAUGGACCUUUAUACGGGACUCUGAAUAACCCUGCAGAUCAGAUGGACGUCAUCGGUGUCGGUGGAAUAGACUUUGAGGACAAUAUUGCCCGGUUCUCCUCCAGGGGCAUGACAACCUGGGAGCUGCCAGGAGGCUAUGGCCGUGUGAAGCCUGAUAUUGUGACUUAUGGCUCUGGGGUGCGAGGGUCUGGGAUGAAGGAAGGCUGCCGCUCGCUGUCCGGCACCAGCGUGGCCUCUCCAGUGGUGGCUGGGGCCGUCACACUCUUGGCCAGCACUGUGCUGAACCGGGAGCUGGUGAACCCGGCCUCCAUGAAGCAGGCUCUGAUCGCUUCUGCCCGCAGACUGCCAGGGGUCAACAUGUUCGAACAGGGCCACGGGAAACUCGACCUGAUUCGGGCUUACCAGAUCCUCAACAGCUACAGGCCCCAGGCCAGCUUGUCUCCCAGCUACAUUGAUCUAACAGAGUGUCCAUACAUGUGGCCUUACUGCUCUCAGCCCAUCUAUUACGGAGGAAUGCCCACUAUUGUAAAUGUGACCAUUCUGAACGGAAUGGGCGUCACAGGCAGGAUUGUGGACAAGCCGAUCUGGCAGCCUUAUCUACCCCAGAAUGGAGACCACAUAGAUGUGGCCCUUUCAUACUCUCCAGUGCUGUGGCCGUGGGUGGGCUACUUGGCGGUUUCCAUUUCUGUUGCAAAGAAAGCGGCGUCAUGGGAAGGAAUCGCUCAAGGUCAUGUGAUGGUCACAGUUACCUCACCCGCAGAGAACAAUUCAGAGGUGGAUGGAGAGUUGACCUCCACUGUCAAACUGCCCAUCAAAGUGAAAAUUGUGGCCACACCUCCUCGCAGUAAGAGAGUUCUCUGGGACCAGUACCACAAUCUGCGCUACCCACCUGGCUACUUUCCCAGAGACAACCUCCGCAUGAAGAACGACCCGUUAGAUUGGAAUGGGGAUCAUAUUCACACAAACUUUAGGGACAUGUACCAGCACUUAAGGAGCAUGGGGUACUUUGUUGAAGUGCUGGGAGCCCCAAUCACAUGUUUUGAUGCCAGUCAGUAUGGCACGUUGCUAAUGGUGGACAGUGAGGAGGAGUACUUUCCAGAGGAGAUUACAAAGCUGAGGAGGGACAUAGAUAAUGGCCUAUCGCUCAUUGUCUUCAGUGAUUGGUACAACACGUCUGUCAUGAGAAGGGUCAAGUUUUAUGACGAAAACACAAGGCAAUGGUGGAUGCCAGACACAGGGGGCGCCAAUGUACCGGCUCUGAACGAGCUGAUCUCUGUGUGGGGAAUGGCUUUUAGUGAUGGGCUGUAUGAGGGAGACUUUACUCUAUCUGACCAUGACAUGUACUAUGCCUCUGGGUGUAGUAUCGCUCGCUUCCCAGAAGAUGGGAUUGUGAUUGCUAAGAAUUUAAAAGAUCAAGGACUGGAAGUGCUCCAGCAGGAGACUGCAGUAGUAGAAGCUGUGCCCAUUCUAGGACUGUACCAAACCCCAUCUGAAGGGGGAGGACGUAUUGCACUCUACGGAGAUUCCAACUGUAUUGACGACAGCCAUCGGCAGAAAGACUGCUUCUGGUUGCUGGAUGCUCUCCUGCAGUAUACCUCUUACAGCAUGACUCCUCCAAGUCUGAGCCACUCCCACAGCAGAGUAGCGCCACCGACAGGCUUAGAGCGGCCACUGCCACAGAGACUGGAAGGAAACCAUCUUUACCGGUACUCUAAGGUUUUAGAGGCACACCUGGGUGACCCGAAGCCCCGCCCCCUCCCAGCCUGUCCGCACCUGUCGUGGGCCAAGCCUCAGCCGCUAAAUGAGACCGCACCGAGUAACCUAUGGAAACACCAGAAGCUUUUGUCAGUGGAUCUGGACAAAGUGGCUUUACCCAAUGUGAGGCCAUACAAACCCCAGGUUAGGCCCCUGUCUCCUGGGGAGAGUGGUGCCUGGGACAUCCCUGGAGGAAUAAUGCCUGGGCGCUAUAACCAGGAGGUCAGCCAGACCAUUCCAGUUUUUGCCUUUCUUGGAGCUAUGGUGGUUUUGUCUUUUUUUGUGGUUCAGCUGACCAAGGCCAAGAGUCGGCCUAAACGCAGGAAGCAGCGGGUGAAGCGGCCCACAUACCUGCAGCAGACAGCCACCGGGAAGAACCCCACGCCACACCCUGCCCCUGCGCACUCCCACCAUGCUCCCACCCUGCAACAGCCCAGACUGAGACCCGGAGAGAGGGCUGCUCUGCUCCUGUCCGGACACAGAGAGCACAGGGACCACAGAGAGCACAGGGACCACAGAGAACAGAGGGACCACAGAGAGCAGAGGGACCACAGAGAACACAGGGACCACAGAGAGCAGAGGGACCACAGAGAACACAGGGGCCACAGAGAGCAGAGGGGCCACAGAGAGCAGAGGGACCCUGAGAGCUCAUGA
Knipowitschia caucasica is the source of this 3477-nucleotide messenger RNA. NCBI's taxonomy places the organism in Eukaryota, Metazoa, Chordata, Actinopteri, Gobiiformes, Gobiidae. The record is from the annotation of a GenBank genome assembly.